Choloepus didactylus (southern two-toed sloth) is the source of this 2043-nucleotide messenger RNA. It is a transcript of the gene PLD6, whose product is annotated as phospholipase D family member 6. The record is from RefSeq and is a predicted model, not a curated record. Bases 29 to 742 code for a protein of 237 amino acids. Gene Ontology annotation, molecular function: RNA endonuclease activity producing 5'-phosphomonoesters, hydrolytic mechanism. The transcript has 2 exons. Gene Ontology annotation, cellular component: mitochondrion. Gene Ontology annotation, biological process: piRNA processing. NCBI's taxonomy places the organism in Eukaryota, Metazoa, Chordata, Mammalia, Pilosa, Megalonychidae.
UUCCGGGGCGCGGGGGCGUCGGUUCGGGAUGCGGCAGUUGCGCUGGCAGGUGGCGGCCGCGGCGGCCGUGAGCCUCGCGCUGGCGCUGGAGGCGCUGCCCGCGGCGCUGCGCUGGCUGCGGGGCGGGCGGCGGCGGCGGCGCGAGGUGCUCUUCUUCCCGUCGCAGGUGACCUGCACCGAGGCGCUGCUGCAGGCUCCGGGCGCGGCGGCGGGGCCCGCGGGCUGCCUGUGCAGCCUGCCCCACGGCGAGAGCUCGCUGAGCCGCCUGCUGCGCGCCCUCCUGGACGCCCGCGCCAGCCUCGAGCUCUGCCUCUUCGCCUUCUCCAGCCCGCAGCUGGGCCGCGCCGUGCAGCUGCUGCACCAGCGCGGGGUGCGCGUCCGGGUCAUCACCGACUGCGACUACAUGGCGCUCAACGGCUCGCAGAUCGGCCUGCUGCGCAAGGCGGGCAUCCAGGUGCGGCACGACCAGGACCUGGGCUACAUGCACCACAAGUUCGCCGUCGUGGACCGGAGGCUGCUGGUCACCGGCUCGCUCAACUGGACCACGCAGGCCAUCCAGAACAACCGCGAGAACGUGCUGCUCAUGGAGGACGAGGAGCUCGUGCGGCUCUUCCUGGAGGAGUUCGAGCGCAUCUGGGAGGAGUUCAACCCCAGGAAGUACACCUUCUUCCCGCGCAGGGAGUCGCCGCCGAGGGCCGCGGCCAGCGCGUGUCCAGGGCCGCAGGGGCGAGGCCGGCUGUGAGGACGGGACGGGCACCCGCCUGGCGCCCGGGGCCGCUGGGGCCUGCGCCGGUUCAGGAGCUUCACGCUGGGAAAGCAAAUCACUUAAGCCAGAUUUCUGUUUGUUAAGAUACUAAGUUGAACUAAAGAAAGUUUGGGGUUAAAAAGGAAAAUUCCUGUCACCUAAGGUCAGCUGUUUUGGAUUGAGCCCCUUUUUUUCUUUUCAUCAAAAAUAAAAAUAAAUUUAGUUACGUUUGGUCACCGGUGCUGUCGGGGUCAGAAUCUGAGGGUUUUACUUCCACCUGCUGCCUCUUCGGGGUUGGAAAGAAUGAGAUGCCCUUUCCUGGUUCCAGAAGCUCGUGCUUGACUGACUGUCCAGCUCAGCCCUUCUGGGGGACCCUGAAAAGUCCUCCCUGUUCCCUCUUCCCGUCAAGCAGGGCUGAACCCUUUGAGGAAAGGCCUUGGCAGCUCACCUGCGUCCACGCGAUGCCCGUGGCCUGCUCGGGAGGGUCACGAAGAGCCAGAAGCUGCUUCCCUGGCUCUGCCUUGGGCUUCUGCUUUCUAACAUUCUCCAUUCGAGGUGACUCUGUCGUGUGUUUAGAAGUGACCUUAACUUUCCACACUUGUGGACCUGACUAAUUCUCAUUUUUGGCUCAGUGUGAUCAACCAUGAGUUACUUGACCAUUUUGGAUUUGAGAAGAGGAAACAGUUUCAGGUUUUGGUACCUCCCCUAUUUCUCUCCCAUCUCGGGUUUGCUCAGCCCAGAGGUGCCACCAAGCCUGGCACUCCCCACCUGUCUCCAGAAGUGCCCCGUUGGUGUUUGCAUUCACAGGCAGUUAGAACAGGUGUCUCCGUACCGGUGUGAAACGUCCCCAGUUACUUUCUUCGCUGGGUCUGUGCCCUGUACAGCUCAAGUGACACCUGGAGCCAUCGUUUCAGUGCCGUGUCAUUUUCUGCAGGUUGCAGGCUCUGAGGAAGGGCCCUCCGGCUGCCUGGCCUGGCUGCGGGUGUCUCCAGCCCCCAGGUCACACCAGCGUUGCCGCUGCAGGGGCGUUCAGCAUUGUGUUUUUUGCUUUUUAAGUUAUCUCUGGUUUAUAGGCAAGAAAACUUGAUGUUAAUGUUUUUUAUCUGAUUGCAGCUGUACAGUAUGAUAUACAGUAUUAUGUUAUAUAAUGUAAGGCCACAAGAAAUAUUCUGUGUUAAUUCUCCCGAGUCUGCGUGCUCUGGCAGCUGAUGUUCUGAAAAGAAAACGGGAGGAGCUGCAGGCUGUGUCCUGUGGAUGAUGGAACCUGGUCUUACUCGAAUAAACGUUCUUGUUCUGGA